Sorex fumeus (smoky shrew) is the source of this 351-nucleotide messenger RNA. RefSeq lists its product as uncharacterized. Gene Ontology annotation, cellular component: nucleosome. Lineage: Eukaryota; Metazoa; Chordata; Mammalia; Eulipotyphla; Soricidae. The transcript has a single exon. Bases 1 to 351 code for a protein of 116 amino acids. Gene Ontology annotation, molecular function: DNA binding; protein heterodimerization activity; structural constituent of chromatin. The record is from RefSeq and is a predicted model, not a curated record.
AUGGCGCACAAGUUAACAGGCGGGAAGGUGCCUCGCAGCAGCUGGCCACCAAGGCAGCCUGCAAGAGCACCACCAGCCGUGGGUGGCAUGAAGAAGUCGCACCACUACCGGCCCGACACCAUGGUGCUACGCAAGAUCCACCAGCUGCCAUUCCAGUGGCUGGUGCACAAGAUCGAGAAGAACUUCAAGACUGACCUGCACUCCCAGAGUUUGGCACCACAGGAGGCAUGGGAGGCCUGCCUGGUGGGGCUCUUCGAGGACACCAACCUCUGCGCAUUCCCCGCCAAGUGUGUUACCAUCAUGCCCAAGGACAUCCAGCUGGUGUGCUGCAUCUGCGGAGAGAGAGCAUAA